AUGGCCGAUCCAGUCCUUCCCUAUCCUUUUCCCAGUAAUGUUCAUGUCCUAAGUUCGGUAACUAUCAAGCUCAAUGAUAGCAAUUACCUGUUGUGGAAGACUCAGUUUGAGUCUCUGUUGUCGAGUCAGAAGCUCAUCGGGUUCGUGAAUGGUGGCUUAACAGCUCCUCCGGAAACCAGUCCCCUCUACGAGUCAUGGUUCUGCACAGACCAGCUGGUCCGUUCGUGGCUCUUCGGUACCUUGUCAGAGGAAGUCCUCGGGUCUGUGCACACUCUCACUACAUCUUGCGAGAUCUGGCUAUCCCUCACUGAGAACUACAAUCAGAGCUCCCUUGCUCGUGAGUUUGGCCUUCGUACCAGCCUGCAAUGCUUGAAGAAGAAAGAUCAGACCUUUAUGACUUAUUGUCGCGAGUUCAAAGCAUUAUGUGAUGCGUUGAGUGCUAUUGGGAAACCUGUUGAAGAAUCUAUGAAGCUGUUCCAGUUCCUGAAUGGUCUCGGUGAUGAAUAUGACCCUGUCGCUACAGUCAUCCAAAGUUCCCUCCGUAAGUUUCCCAGACCCACUCUCAAUGAUGUCAUCUCUGAGGUCCAAGCUUAUGAAAUGAAGCUCCAGAGCCGAGAUCAGACUGUGAGGGAGACGGCUCACGUUGCUUACCAGACACAAUACACUGGCCAGAACUAUGGUCGAGGUCGUGGACGCUUUGGUCAGAACCGUGGUCGUGGCAGCUACUCCACCAGAGGCAGAGGCUUUCCUCAACAUCAGAGCUCUCAACCUCCCUCUGGAGACCGUCCCACCUGUCAGAUCUGCGGACGAGUUGGUCACACUGCGUUGAAAUGUUACAAUAGGUUUGAUAACAACUAUCAAGCCACAGAAACGGCUAAAGCGUUCACCGCUCUUCAUGUAGCAGACGACAAGGAGUGGUACCCUGACUCUGGUGCCACGGCACACAUCACUUCGAGCACCACGAAUCUCCACUCGGCUACACCUUAUGAAGGAUCAGACACGGUAAUGGUCGCUGAUGGAGCCUUUCUCCCAAUAACACAUGUCGGAUCCACUGCUCUUGCGUCACCCAAUGGUAUGAUCCCUCUGAACGAUGUUUUAGUAUGCCCUGCCAUAAAAAAGUCUUUGCUGUCAGUCACAAAACUAUGCGAUGAUUAUCCCUGUGGUGUUUAUUUCGACUCUACUAAGGUGUGUAUUAUUGACUUACCCACUCAGAAGGUGGUGACAAGGGGUCGAAGGCGUGAUAGCCUCUAUGUGCUUGAGGAUCCAAGCUUUCAAGUGUUCUUCUCCAAUCGUCAUUGUGCAGCUUCUGAGGCGACGUGGCAUCAUCGACUUGGACACUCGAACGUGAAGAUCCUCCAGCAUCUGAAAAACAGCAAGGAAAUAGUAAUUAAUAAGAGCGGAUCAUCCUCCAUCUGUGAGCCUUGCCAGAUGGGGAAGAGCAAUAGGCUUCAGUUUUUUAGUUCAGAUUCUCGUGUUUUGCAACCUUUAGCCAAGAUCCAUUGUGAUCUAUGGGGUCCGGCACCUUUUGUAUCUACUCAAGGUUUUAAAUACUAUGCAGUUUUUGUUGAUGAUUUCUCAAGAUAUGCGUGGUUUUAUCCGUUGAAAACAAAGAGUGCUUUUACAUCGGUGUUCAUCUCGUUUCAAAAAAUGGUGGAGAAUCAAUUCGAAGACAAGAUUAAGGUUUUUCAAAGUGAUGGAGGUGGUGAAUUUAUGAGUCUGGAGUUCAAGAAAUACCUGGUGGACUCGGGGAUAAGACAUCAAGUCUCGUGUCCUUACACUCCUGAGCAAAACGGAGUCGCAGAGCGGAAGCAUAGACACAUAGUUGAGCUGGGUCUCUCGAUGCUAUUUCAUAGUCAAGUGCCUUUGCAUCACUGGGUCGAAGCGUUUGCAGCAGCCGUGUUUGUUAGCAACAUGCUUCCGUCUUCGGUCCUAGACAAUCAAAGCCCACAUGAGUGCUUACUUAAAACUAAGCCCGACUAUACUAUGCUACGAGUUUUUGGAGCCACAUGUUAUCCGUACCUUAGACCAGUUGCAGAACACAAGUUUGACCCGACGUCUCUGCAAUGUGUGUUCCUCGGGUACAGCUCUCAGUACAAGGGCUACAGAUGUCUCUAUCCGCCAACUGGAAAAGUCUACAUCUCUCGCCAUGUGAUCUUUGAUGAAGAAAGUUUCCCUUUCAAGGGUCAAUACCGGUCUCUACAACCCACAUACGAGACUCCUCUGCUUCACGCUUGGCAAGUUGGCCAUCCAAAUACAACCACAGAAGCACCGGAGACAAGGAUCACUCGCAUUCUGGUCCCUCCAUCACCAGCAGAGACAAUCCAGGUUCCUGAACAUGAAGGAGAAGAGUUUGGGAAUCAAUUGGAAGAUGUUGAAGUAGAAGAUGCGGUUUUCAUACAACCAGCUAAUCAACACUCAAUGACGACAAGAGCUAAGGCGGGAAUUCACAAACCUAACACGAGAUACGCUCUUGUUGCUCUAAAGAUGAUUCCACCAAUUCCUAAGGACAUCCAUGAAGCUCUUAGGCACCCUGGUUGGAAUCUCGCAGCUAUGGACGAAAUGACCACUGUUCAUAUGCUUAACACCUACACGUUGGUUCCACCUACAGAAGAGAUGAACAUCUUAGGAUGCAGAUGGGUUUUUACGACAAAGAUGAAACCAGAGGGAGAGCUCGACAAACUGAAAGCACGAAUCGUAGCUAAAGGAUAUGAUCAAGAAGAGGGUGUUGAUUACUUGGAAACAUAUAGUCCUGUAGUAAGGACAGCUACUAUACGGAUGAUUCUGGACGUGGCGACGGCUAAAGACUGGAAACUGAAGCAGUUGGAUGUUUCCAGUGCCUUCCUUCAUGGCGAACUCAAAGAACCAGUUUACAUGAUACAACCUCCUGGAUUUGAAGACCCUGCAAGACCACAUUAUGUCUGUAAGUUGACAAAAGCCCUGUAUGGACUCAAGCAAGCUCCAAGAGCGUGGUUUGAUACAUUCAGCAACUACCUGAUUGACUUUGGAUUUGUCUGCAGUAAAUCUGAUCCCUCUUUGUUCACAUAUCGCAAAGACGGAAGAUCUCUGGUUCUCUUGCUGUAUGUGGAUAACAUCUUGUUGACAGGUAGUGAUGAGACUCUGGUUCAGGAUCUCCUUGUCUCCCUGAACAAGAGAUUCUCUAUGAAAGACCUUGGUCAUCCCAAGUACUUCUUGGGAGUUGAGAUCCAGUCAUACAAAGGAGGGUUGUUUCUUCAUCAAUCUGCCUAUGCAAGAGAUAUUCUUCAUGCUGCGGCUAUGACGGAUUACAAUCCAAUGCCCACGCCAUUACCCCAGAACAUCUAUAAUUUGAACUCGGAAUUGUUCUCUGAGCCUACAUACUUCAGGAGUCUUGCGGGAAAACUUCAGUACCUGACAAUCACAAGGCCAGAUAUUCAGUUUGCAGUCAAUUUUGUGUGUCAGAGAAUGCAUCAACCUACAAUAUCAGAUUUUGGACUUCUAAAACGAAUCCUAAGGUACAUUAAAGGCACGAUCAGCUAUGGAUUACACAUUCGCAAGGAUCAAGAUAUGAGUCUCACUGCAUUUUGUGAUAGUGACUAUGGUGGAUGCAAAGAAACAAGGAGAUCUACUAUUGGUUUCUCUACGAUGCUUGGGUCAAAUCUAAUCUCAUGGUCCGCCAAAAGGCAACAGACAGUUUCCAAAUCAUCAACGGAAGCUGAAUAUAGGGCUCUUCCAGCAGCAGCUCAAGAAAUUACCUGGCUCUCGGCGCUCCUCAGAGAUCUAGGGAUCCCGCAAUCUAAAUCUACACUUCUCCGGUGUGAUAAUCUCUCAGCGGUUUACCUAAGCGCCAAUCCAGCCCUCCAUAGCCGUUCGAAGCAUUUCGACACUGAUUGGCAUUACAUCUGUGAGCAAGUAGCGCUGGGACUAAUUGAAACGAAGCACAUUCCGGCCACCGUUCAGCUUGCGGACAUCUUCACCAAGCCUUUGCCGAAAAAACCGUUCGUUGAUCUCAGAACCAAACUCGGUGUCGGAACGAGUCCCACCACGAGUUUGCGGGGGGAUGAGAGUGAGCAAGCCCAAAUUGUAGAAAGCCCAAAGACGAGGAAGCCCAUCAAGUCCAGCAUCUCUGUUCACAAGAAGACAAACUCAAAAGCAGAACCAGAAAGGGAUACAAGCAGUGGCAGAGGAGCGUCUUUUGUAGAUAGUAGCUUGCCUGAGUGGCCGCAUGAGAAUCCUUUUCAAAAAUAUUACCUCGUGAAGGAAUCAGAGCUGCAAGAAAAUGACUGGAUUCGUCUGUAUAUUGAACUUGCUGUUGCCAUAGUUAAGAACAGGAAACGUAAGGCUUUUGGUCCUCCCAAGUUGGAGAUUGUGAAGGUGGCCAUGGAUGCGAAUGGUGAGGGACUCAAUGCCUUAAAUGCGAUUUUCUACGUACGGUACAAGGACUUGAACGAGGCUGAGAUUGGUAAGGCUUUGGACCGCUUUGCUAUAGUUAGAAGACGCUUCCAUGAGGAUACGCAAUGCUUCAGUCUCGUUGGUCCAAGUUACACAAGAUAUGGACUCUCAAACGAAAGCUCUUCACCUCUAGGUACCUGUGAACUCGAGAGGCAGGAGGAACCAUAUUGCUAUCCGUACAUACACAAUUGA
Microthlaspi erraticum is the source of this 4620-nucleotide messenger RNA. Lineage: Eukaryota; Viridiplantae; Streptophyta; Magnoliopsida; Brassicales; Brassicaceae. The record is from the annotation of a GenBank genome assembly.